Messenger RNA from Aspergillus japonicus CBS 114.51, 4080 nucleotides. RefSeq lists its product as uncharacterized. NCBI's taxonomy places the organism in Eukaryota, Fungi, Ascomycota, Eurotiomycetes, Eurotiales, Aspergillaceae. Gene Ontology annotation, molecular function: oxidoreductase activity, acting on the CH-CH group of donors; flavin adenine dinucleotide binding. The record is from RefSeq and is a predicted model, not a curated record. The coding region runs from base 1 to 4080 and encodes 1359 amino acids. The transcript is spliced from 9 exons.
AUGGCCGGGUGGACGGCAACACAAUGGAUUCCCUGGAUGACUCUAAUCUCAACCUGGAUUGACGGGCUGAUCCAGUGGCCUGUUUGUAUUGAGACACGAUGGGGACUUCAGCGCCCCGAGGCCGAUGCAGCCGCUUAUAUUCUGUCCCAGACGCCCUCGGUGGCAGCAGAAGCCGCAUCGGUGACCGUGUCAGCGUCUGCUUCGAGCCAUGAGGCGGUGACGAGUCCCACCUCGGUGGACGAGCAACAGCAGCAGCAGCAGCAGCAGCAGCAGCAGCACCGGUCCGACCAGGAGCUCGACACGGAUUCUCCGCUCGACAAUGCGAAGUUCCUGUCCUUCGAAGACUGGAAGAAGCAGAAUCUGGCCAAGGUUGGACAGUCUGCGGAGAAUGUGGGGGGGAGUCGCCGUGGUGGUGGCGUGGCUCAGGGCAAGGAGGACCGGCGACGGCCCACGGGGAUCAACAAUGCGCUGGACUCGCUAGGCGACGAUGCAGAGAUCGAGCUGGAUUUUGGGGGCUUCGGCGCAGAUACUACGCCUGAGGCGACGCGGCCUGCGGCGUGGACCGCGAUGGUCUCCUCCUCCACUGAGCCGCGAGGCGAGCGGAUACCGGGGGCCGGACACGAGGCCGGCGCCGAUGGGCCGGCUCAGGGCAUGCCUCAGGCGGGGGUGUCUCGAUCGAAGGACGCGGGCACGACCUGCAAAGAACGGUUCAACUAUGCGUCCUUUGACUGCGCGGCGACGGUGCUCAAGACGAACCCGGAGUGCAGCGGGUCGUCGUCGGUGCUCAUCGAGAACAAGGACAGCUACAUGCUGAAUGAGUGCCGGGCGAAGAACAAAUUCCUGAUCCUGGAACUGUGCGACGACAUCCUGGUGGAUACCGUCGUGCUCGCCAACUACGAGUUCUUCAGCUCCAUCUUCCACACUUUCCGAGUCAGCGUCUCGGAUCGGUAUCCCGCCAAGUUGGACCAGUGGCGGGAGCUUGGGGUCUACGAGGCCCGGAAUACGCGGGAGGUGCAGGCCUUCGCGGUCGAGAAUCCGCUCAUCUGGGCGCGGUAUGUGAAGAUUGAGUUCCUUACGCACUACGGGAACGAGUUCUUCUGCCCGUUGAGCUUGAUUCGGAUUCAUGGAACAACGAUGCUGGAGGAAUAUAAGCAUGAUGGGGAGGCUGGUCCCGCAGAUGAUGAUGAGGAGGAGAUAUCUGAAGAAUCAACGGUGCCGGCUCCUAUGGCCCCGGACUCUGAGACUACGGCUACGGCCGAGGAAGCGCCUCAUCCGGCGGCUGCUGAGCCGGUCGACUCGGUGCCGACCAGCGACCCAGAGGAAGAGGCUUGCCGCCAGUCCGGGUCGGACAUGGAUGUGCCGGAGCUGCGCGAGCUUCUGGGGCUUCUCGAUACCUGUGACGACCAGGAGGCACCGGCUCCUGGUGCUGGACCUGAAGUGGCAGCCCAGCCCCAGCCCAAUCGACCUGUUUCGAACGAAGCGUCCCCAUCCCAGGCGCAAGAUACCGUGGCUUCGGGAAAAGGCAAGGAGGCUUUGUCCGGAGAAUCAGGAGAACAGAAGGUGACAAGCGCAGUGGGAUCAACUGCAACGGACUUAUCGUCGGCCUCAAUAACUGCUGUGAACUCCGAGACUGCAUCCGCCAGCGCUGUAACGGAAGCGGACAACAAGUCUACUGUGCUGCCAAAGGAUGAACCCAGCAGCAUAGCGGAACCGACCAGGUCGAGUAUGACCCAGCCACCGUCGGCAAACCCAACUACGCAAGAGUCCUUUUUCAAGUCAGUGCACAAACGACUCCAGAUGCUGGAGUCGAACUCCAGUCUCUCGCUUCAGUACAUCGAAGAACAAUCGCGCAUCCUGCGCGACGCCUUCGAUAAAGUCGAGAAGCGGCAGCUGACGAAGACGUCGACAUUCCUGGAGGGCUUGAAUGUGACAGUGUUAAAUGAGCUGAAACAGGUUCGGGAGCAAUACGAUCAGGUGUGGAAGAGCGUGGCGUUGGAGUUUGAGCAUCAGCGCAUCCAGUAUCACCAAGAAAUCCAUUCGCUCAGUUCGCAGCUGGGCGUGCUGGCGGACGAGCUGGUCUUCCAGAAACGCGUGGCGGUCAUCCAGAGCAUGAUGAUCCUCUUCUGCUUUGGGCUGGUACUCUUUGCGCGGGGCACGGCGAGUGGGUACAUUGAGAUUCCUCGAGUGCAGAACAUGGUCACGCGGUCGUACAGCCUGCGCUCGUCCUCGUCGCCGUCCCCUCCGUACGGCUCUCCGCUGGUGAGCCCGACGUCAACGCGUGCGACGUCUUCCUGCCGACGCACCGGCGGCCAUCGACGCAAUCUGUCCGAAGACUCGCAGGACGAGCUUCUCAGCCCAACGCUGGCGUACUCGCCGCCGACGCCCGUUUCUGAUGCACUGAGUUCGGCCGAAGAUGAGGAUCCGGAGCAGCAAAGAGGGAGUACCCUGGAAUUGCCGGAGGUGGUCCCACCGGCGCAGCGAUCGCGUAGCAGCCCACCUGAUCUCCCGCAACCACCAACAAGAUCUCUCCCAACUCACUUCCUCAAUACUACACAUUCACCAUCAACCACCACCACCACCACCACCAUCACCAUGGACGCUCAACCCUUGACCGACCGCUCCACCAACACGCACCUGGGCACUGCCGAGGAGACCGGCAAGCCGAUGAACUCGAUGGACUACCACCGCCAGAAGCUGCAGGGCAAGCUGGCCAGCGGAGAAAGUAACCAAGCCAGCUACGUGUCGCCCUCGGACGAACUCAUGAGCCCUUGCUCGAAGAAGCUGAGCGACCUGAAGGGCAAGCGCUUCAAGAAGGUCGAAGAAUUCGUCGAGAAGGACUGCAUCCCCGCCGAGGCCGUCUUCCAGGCCCAACUGGGCCAGGGCGAGCAGCGAUGGACCACCCACCCGGCCGUCAUGGAGACGCUGAAGGCGCGCGCCCGGCAGCUCGGCCUGUGGAACAUGUUCCUGCCCAAGAACCACUUCGCGCAGGGCGCCGGCUUCUCGAAUCUGGAGUAUGGGCUCAUGGCCGAGUAUUUGGGGAAGAGUUUGAUUGCGUCGGAGGCCACGAACAAUGCCGCCCCGGACACGGGCAACAUGGAGGUCCUGGCCAAGUACGGCAACGAGGCGCAGAAGCAGCAGUGGUUGACGCCGCUGCUGGAGGGCCGGAUCCGGUCGGCGUUCCUGAUGACCGAGCCGGAGGUGGCGUCGAGCGAUGCCACGAAUAUCCAGUUGAAUAUCCGGCGGGAGGGGGAUGAGUAUGUCUUGAAUGGAUCGAAAUGGUGGUCCUCCGGCGCCGGCGACCCGCGCUGCGCCAUCUACCUGGUGAUGGGCAAAUCGGCGCCCGACCACCGGGACCCGUACCAGCAGCAGUCGGUGAUCCUGGUGCCGGCCGACACGCCGGGGAUCACGGUGCACCGGAUGCUGACGGUGUACGGGUACGACGACGCGCCGCACGGGCACGGGCACAUCAGCUUCGCGGACGUGCGGGUGCCCGCCGCGAACCUGGUGCUGGGCGAGGGCCGCGGGUUCGAGAUCAUCCAAGGCCGGCUGGGGCCGGGCCGCAUCCACCACGCGAUGCGCACGAUCGGCGCCGCCGAGAAGGCGCUGGAGUGGCUGAUCGCGCGCAUCAACGACGACCGCAAGCAGACCUUCGGGCAGCCCCUGGCCAGCCACGGCGUCAUCCUCGAGUGGGUCGCCCGCUCGCGCGUCGAGAUCGACGCCGCCCGCCUCGUCGUCCUCAACGCCGCCGUCAAGAUCGACCAGGGCGACGCCAAGUCCGCCCUCCGCGAGAUCGCCCAGGCCAAGGUCCUCGUCCCCCAGACCGCCCUCACCGUCAUUGACCGCGCCGUCCAGGCCUACGGCGCCGCCGGCGUCUGCCAGGAUACCCCGCUGGCGUACAUGUGGGCGCUGAUCCGCACGCUGCGCAUCGCCGACGGGCCCGACGAGGUGCAUCUGCAGCAGCUCGGGAAGCGGGAGAAUCGGGACCGCAGGGCGGAAAUCCGCCAGAAGUUGGAGUGGCAGCGGGGCGAGGGCGAGCGGUUGUUGAGCCAGACGGGGUUGAAGAUCAAGGGCCGGUUGUAA